Mesocestoides corti is the source of this 3570-nucleotide messenger RNA. NCBI's taxonomy places the organism in Eukaryota, Metazoa, Platyhelminthes, Cestoda, Cyclophyllidea, Mesocestoididae. The record is from the annotation of a GenBank genome assembly.
AUGGAAAUUGAUGAUCCCGAGAAGAAUCCGCCAGGCUCCAUGUACUGGGCCAAAGGUUUGAAGUCCAAGUAUGAGUUGAAAGUUCCCAACCAGCGAUUAAAGUGGUGGGACCAAUCUUGGAAAGAGGCAGAUAAAGCUUAUUGCCUUUCCCUUGAAGAACGCGUUAAUACUUAUGGUCGGCUGAAUGCUCCACCUGAAAAGCAUGCUCUUAAAGCCGAAGAGGAAGCCGAAUUGUUGAAAAUGAUGGACAGCGUCCCACUCACACUGGAUGAAGAAACUGAGUCAAUUGAGACUUUUGUACAAGUUGAAAAAACUCGACGGAUGUUGUUAAAUGCUAAUCUUAAUGAAUUGGAACUGGAUAAUGCACUUCGUAUUCAAUGGCCUGCCUUUGAUAUUGCAACCAAACGCUCGUAUUUAUCGAACAAGCUGGAAAUGUUAAAUCUGGAGUCUGAGUUUAAACUUUCUCCCACUCUAAUCAACUCAGUCCCUUCUCUGUCGCUUGCCUACAGUCUUUGUUUUGAUCGUCUUGGAAAUAAAGUUCCUACUUAUCGACUUUUCUUCUUCGGUGUCAAUGCCCACCCCAGAUACCAUAAACCUAUUAUGGACCACUCAAGAACUACCCGUGGUGCUGGACGCAAAUCGGUUUUGUCAACAGACGAAAGUUCAGGCAUGAAACCCACGCCAAAGGCCAAUAAAUCUGAUAAACCCAAAAAACAGAAACCACGGGAGAAGCUGGAGUUAGAUCUGGAGAUUCACCGACUGAUUGCGUCGCCGGCGCCCUUUCGCUUCCAGCCCGUGUGCCCCGUGUGCGAGGUAUACUCCAGCGCCCCCGGGCAGAUGCUCAAAUGCAACGGCCCCUGUGGUCGCAUCGUCCACCCCCGAUGCAUGCGCUACAAGGAACCCCCUAAGCCUGAAGUAUCUGUGUGCCGUUUGUGGCGACUCCUCGAAAAAGACCAAUACGGACGAUCAACUGCUUCCCUGCCAGGCGAGUCCGAACACCUAACUAUGAAGGGUUGUGGCCGACACUUCCAUCGUGGCUGCCUUGCUCAACAUCCGGGUGUGGUGCUGGCGGACACGCUAAGCAGGUGUCCCGCCCACGUCUGCGCCACCUGUUGUCUGGAGGACCCAGACAACGUCGUCGUCGAUCCCAACCGGCCUAUGCUUCAGUGUGUUCGGUGUCCUCGGGUGUACCACACAGGCGACUUGUGUACACCAGCUGGUUCCGUGGAGGUCUCCUUGUCGCAUAUCGUGUGUCCAGCCCACUUCUCCAGCCAAUUGAGCGAGGACCAGCACUACAAGACCCAGUGGCCCGCGUGGUGCUUCGCCUGCCUUAAGGCGGGUGCUGAUCGGGUAUUUUGCAAAACCUGCCCAUUCAACUAUCACCGCACGUGUUUGCCGGAGGAUGAACAAGUCGGUGUCUCCGAAGAAAGCACCUUCACAUGCAAAAAUUGUCGCCAACACAUUGAGCCGCGUUACGCCCAGGUGGUUUGGGCGAAGAUCCCGUUCUUCCGUUGGUGGCCCUGUGAGAUCAUCCACGCUCGAAACGCUCCGUUGAACAUCUUCAACUUGGCUCACCCAGAAGGCACCUUCCUGAUCCACUUCAUAGGCUCUGGGGAGUACCAAUGGGUGUGCAGGGCGCAGACCUUCCCCUACGAGUGUGGUCUCAACACCUCGGCGGCCGUUUUGGCAAAAUCCAACUCCAAGAAAGACGUGGCCUUCAACCUAUCUGCGAAAAUGGCCCCGAAGGUGCAUGAGUUCUACGUGAAUUAUGUGUGGAAGCGAGGUAUCCCGCUGCGCUCAAUGAGUGCUACUCGACUCUCAGACGAAGAGCUCGUCCCAUUGUCUACCCCAGAGACGGCGAUUGCUCUCGGCCUCACGCCGCACCAAGAUACCGAUGCUGUGCAGCUGGCUGAGGCACUGUCGUCUUUCCAGCAAGUCGUCUCCAACCAGUACGCAAAUUCAGCGUUGGAAAAGCUAGCCAAACAAGAGUUGCCUGAAACCAAAUGUGACUGUGCCAAGUCAGAGACUGAAACGCAUUGCUCGAAGGAGACGGAGUGUCGCAACGCCUCCGAGGGCAUCGAGUGCACAGAUCAGGUCUGCAGUGUGCUCGCGCACAACCCCUCCGUCGACUGCGGCAACAGGCCCUUCUCCGUGCAGCCAUCGCUCGCCGUGUUUCGCACGACCAAUCGAGGCUUCGGCUUGAAAGUGCUGGAAAAUGUGAAGGAGGGCAGUUUUGUGGUUGAAUUCAUGGGUGAAGUGAUUGGCGUCGAGGAGGCCAAUCGACGACUUGAAGCGAGCAUCGCAGCGCGUGCGGCGCAUCGCGGUCACCAGGGCUCCACCUCCCAGUCCCGAUUCACCUCCGAAACAAUGCCCACCACCUACCUGAUCAGAUUCACCCCCGAACUCGUGAUAGAUGCCGAGAAACUGGGGAACCUGGCGCGGUUCGUUAAUCAUUCCUGCGAACCAAAUCUCGUUGCCAAGUUGUGGAAUGUUCGUGGCACCCUCAGAAUGGGAUUAUUUGCUCUCAGCCCUCUAUCAGAGCAGGAUGAAUUGACUCUAGACUACCAACAGGCAAACCUACUAGAUAGUAGCUUUGUGGGCAAUCGGAAUAUUUGCCUCUGCGGUGCAGAUUCUUGUCAGGGCUCCCUUCACCUCCCCUCGUCCUUCCACUGUCCCGAGAAGGCCAAGAACGCCACACCCGCUGUGGCAUCCAAAUCUAACGAGAAAGGUGCAGACCAGGUCGUGGAGGUACAGGUAGUGGAGGAGCCCAAGUCUAAACGAGGCCGAAAAUCGGCAGGAGGCGGCGCCAACAUGUCGCAACUCCUUUCAGCUGCGGCAUCUGUUGAUGUCAAGCCGCAGAAGAAGGUGGUUGCAGUGCCGACAGUCGGGCCUUCUCCAAAGGUGGUGGAGACUAAACCCUCAAAGAAAUCAUCCCACGAUGAUUUCUGUUAUCGCGUCGAUUGCAUUAAUGUUCCUGUUGUGGGUUUCACUAAUUUUCUUUUGUUCUUCCCUUUUCUUGAUGAUCCAAGUUGCGGGGACGGCGGGGAGUUGAUACUUUGCGAUAAAUCGAGCUGCCCCAAAGCGUAUCACCUUGGUUGCCUGGGCCUCGUCAGACCGCCAUUUGGUAUCUGGUUUUGUCCGUGGCACUACUGCGACGACUGUGGGAAUCCGUCGAGCCAUUUGUGUUGGCGUUGCCCCAACUCUUACUGUUUGGAACAUGCUGAAGCCGAGUCGGAGAAUAAGCGUAUUCAGGUUGACGACCUUGACUUGGAACGUUGGCAGUCGGCGUUGAAGAUCAUCAAUGGCGACGACGAUUCCGCUGAGUCUCAGCUCACCCAGGAGCAGAAGACAGCUCUCGUCCUCACCUGCCGAUGGAUUUGCGCUGACCACGCCGACGUGAAGAUAUACGGACCAGAGGAUAAGCCGACAAUAGUGAGAGAAGAUGUUCACCCGGUUGAAAGAGACCACAACGAGAAUGAGGAAUCCCCAAAAGACAGGCGUUCGAAGUCUGAGGCAAAGCGGAGGAGGCUCUCGUCUUUGGAUAAAGGCAGGCGGAAACGCUCAAACUAG